AUGGAAUACUUGGAAACAAUUUAUAUAGUUUCUUUCUUUACAAAGAAUCACUACAAAAAUCGUCUAGCUUUGAUUUAAGGUUUUAUCGAUAUUAUUACUCGCUUUCCACUGGUUACCAGAGUUUUAUUUAAAGAGCCUCAACACAUUGAAAGAGAACAGAUAAGAUGCGCUUAUAUUGGUUAACAACUAAAAAAGACAUUUCUGCGUUGCUGAUAUAAUUCGCUAAUACUUCAUUCAAAAUAAACUAUUUAUUGCGGCUAUUUGUAUUCUAUUUUUGAUUGAUUUGCUUGAAAAGAUGUAAAUAGAUUUAAACAUAUUUAAAACUAAUAAGAACUUUUUCAGUAUAAAUGUGAAAUUCGAGCUACAAAAAGAAACUGUGUUGAGGAUCGAAGUCGAUAUGUUUGUUUAUAAAUAUUCAUAAUUUACAUUUAGGUGGCAAGUAUAUAAUAUAUCACUUUUUAAAAAUGGAUGGUGUUUGUAGAAACAGCUUCGGAUUAUUGAAUGUUUCUAUGUUUCAUGCAUAUACAUGCUCUCUGUGUUUUACAUAUCUAUUUCCAAGAGCAAACAUUCAUGCUGAACGGAAUAACUCAAAGGAAAGUUCAAUAGAUACGAAGAGCCCUGAGUAUAUUUGCGACAGCCUUGGAGAACAUGAUUGCAGCAGAUGGAAGGAGUGUUGUAAAGCAGCUGAACAAUGUUGCCAACACCAACUCAAAACAGCCGUUUCCUCUCCGGAAAGUAACCUUUGCCCUCGUACAUGGGACGGUCUACGUUGCUUUGAUGAUACUGCUGCAGGAGACACUGUUAUGCUUUCUUGCCCGCACUACAUAAAAUAUGGAAAUAUGCAAGGUAAUGUUGAAAAAUACUGUACAGAGAACGGGACCUGGGCAUUACAUCCAGUUACUGGUAAAGAAUGGACCAAUUACUCGGGUUGUGUGGAUAUACAGAGUAUGAGCGGCGGUGCUUAUGCAGAGGUGUCAGCAAACACUUUCAGUCUUCUUCUGUUAGUUCCAGCUGUUGCAAUAUUUCUUGCGUUCAGGCAACUGCGAGGUCAGCAGCGUAUACAAUUACAUGUAUGUCUAUUCCUCUCCUUCAUCUUGACGUCAAUCCUUAAUUUGAUAUGGGAGGUCGUGGUGCACAGAGAUCGGAUACAGAACCGAUCAGAAGAGUCGUUUAUGUUUAGACAACAGAAUUCGUGUAAGUUGAUUAACAUACUUGGCCGAUAUGCAAGAGCAACGACAUUCUUCUGGAUGUUUUGUGAAGGACUAUUCUUACAUCGUCUUCUUGUUCAUGCAUUUCGUAAUCCAAGAAACAUUCGACCCUAUCUUCUUAUUGGAUGGAUAGGACCAUCAGUACCUAUUUUUAUCUAUUCCAUGAUGAGAUGGAAGUUUGCAAACGACCUGUGUUGGGUUCAAAAUGCAGGCGGAUUUGAAUGGAUUCUAUACACGCCAAAUUUGCUAAGCAUAGUGAUCAAUUUGAUAUUCUUGAUGGGAAUUCUGCGAAUACUUCUUACACAACUUCACCAACAUCCGAAUGAACCUAGUAACUACAGGAGGGCGAUAAAGGCAACAUUUAUGCUCGUUCCACUUUUUGGUUUGCAAUUGUUUCUUGUUAUAUAUCGACCAGGAAGCUCACAGUGGUUAAACAUUUAUGAAAUAGCUUCCAAAAUCAUCAUUGGAUCACAGGGAGGCGUUAUUGCUCUUGUCAUAUGCUAUUUCAAUGGUGAGGUGAUAGCCUGUCUAAAAAAUACGCUUCGGAAAUUAGAAAUUUUUAAAUCAAAAAGACACUCUCUCGUUACAAACUACACUGUCGUGUCCCAAAGGUUCAGAGAUAAUGACACAGUUGUGAGAGAAAAGACUGAAAUGUGUGAAAUGGAAAAUAUAAUGCUAACAGAAACUAAAAAUAAUGUAAAUGGAAAUAUUUGACGUUUUCGUUUUCCAUAUACAUGACAUUGUAUCAAUCAGUAUCAUAUAUAGAUGGUUUAAAGAAAAAGUUAAUAUCGAUGCUUAAGACAGUGUUGCAAAAUUCUGACCGUUUGUCAUAAGGAGAAAAGAAAAUAAUGGACAAUUAAGUGAUUUGCAGUAUGAGUUUUGACAAAGUCUAAAGUGUACACAAUGGUGGAUAUCUUAAUCAAAAUGAAACUUAUAGAAACAGUCAAUCUUAAUGUACAUAUUUGUAUGUAUAAUGUGCAUGUGUGCGUUUGUGUGUGUUUGCAUGUACGAAGCAUGGGACUAAAAUGAUUGAUAUACGUUGUCACAUAUUAAAUUAGUCUGAAACUUGUUUUAAUAAUUGUAAAAUAAGUUUUGUAAUGUACGAGUAUAUGAA
Messenger RNA from Ruditapes philippinarum (Manila clam), 2322 nucleotides. RefSeq names its product calcitonin gene-related peptide type 1 receptor-like. Bases 465 to 1922 code for a protein of 485 amino acids. The record is from RefSeq and is a predicted model, not a curated record. The transcript is spliced from 12 exons. Gene Ontology annotation, cellular component: plasma membrane. Gene Ontology annotation, biological process: cell surface receptor signaling pathway; adenylate cyclase-modulating G protein-coupled receptor signaling pathway. Gene Ontology annotation, molecular function: G protein-coupled peptide receptor activity. NCBI's taxonomy places the organism in Eukaryota, Metazoa, Mollusca, Bivalvia, Venerida, Veneridae.